Molecule: messenger RNA, 6963 nt
Organism: Acanthopagrus latus (yellowfin seabream)
Lineage: Eukaryota; Metazoa; Chordata; Actinopteri; Spariformes; Sparidae
Gene: glg1a
Product: golgi glycoprotein 1a
Exons: 26
Coding region: 193-3669 (1158 amino acids)
Cellular component (GO): Golgi membrane
Molecular function (GO): fibroblast growth factor binding
Source: RefSeq, a predicted model, not a curated record
AUAAGGAAUGCCGGGAGAUGACGUGUCCAUGUCGGUGUGUGAUUGGCUGACACAGAGCAGAAGUUAAUUAUUCAUGAGCUUUCCACUGACAUCCUAGAAAAAAAGAAAAAAAAAUCGGGAGCAACUUUACUCCUAGGUCCCAUAUUUCCGACAGCUCGUGAAGGCAGCAGCAGGCUGACUGGCUCUGUGAAGAUGGCGGACUGUAUACGUGUUCCUCUGCUCCUGCUCCUGAUGUGCAUCUUGUCGUCUGUGCAUCCAAUUCAAGGAGAAAACAACAUCGUCGCCAAGCUUGCUGCUAAAGAUAAUAACCCGCAGAAUCCAGCCGGAGGUCCGGGGCCGGUCGCGGUGAUCCCGGGAGCCGCUGAGAGGAACCUGGGCGCUGGGGCCUCGCUGACUCGGAGGCGCUCUACCGGCUGGAAGUUGGCUGAGGAGGCGGUGUGCAGGGAGGACCUGACCCGGCUUUGCCCCAAACAUUCGUGGAACAACAACCUGGCGGUGCUCGAGUGUCUCCAGGACAAGAAAGAGGAAACUGAGAUUGCUGCCGAGUGCAACCAUCUGCUGUGGAACUACAAGCUGAACCUGACCACCGACCCAAAGUUUGAGUCUGUAGCCGUCGAGGUCUGCAAGACCACCAUCUCUGAGAUUAAAGAAUGUGCUGCGGAGGAGCUGGGGAAGGGCUAUCUGGUGUCCUGCCUGGUGGACCACCGAGGCAACAUCAGCGACUACCAGUGUAACCAGUACAUCACCAAGAUGACCAGCAUCGUCUUCAGUGACUACCGGCUGAUCUGCGGCUUCAUGGAUAAGUGCCGCGAAGACAUCAACGCUCUGCACUGUGGCAGCAUCAGCACUGGAGAGAAGGACAUCCACUCUCAGGGCGAAGUGAUCGCCUGUCUGGAGAAAGGUUUGGUGCGGGAGGCCGAGGAGCAGCCGGGGGCGCACGCCAUCAAAGAGGACUGUAAAAAGUCCAUCAUGAGAGUCGCCGAGCUCUCUUCAGACGACUUCCACCUGGACCGCUACCUCUACUUCGCCUGCCGGGAGGACAGAGAGCGCUUCUGUGAAAACACUCUGGCUGGAGAGGGACGAGUUUACAAAUGUCUGUUCAAUCACAAGUUUGAGGAGGCGUUGUCUGAGCGGUGCCGUGAGGCGCUGACCACCAGGCAGAAGCUGAUCGCUCAGGACUACAAGGUGAGCUACUCACUGGCCAAAGCCUGCAAGUCUGACCUGAGGAAAUACCGCUGCAGCGCCGACUCCAACAUGCCCCGAGCUCGAGAAGCUCGUCUGUCCUACCUGCUGCUCUGUCUGGAGUCGGCUGUGCACAGAGGUCGUGUGGUCAGUGGUGAGUGUCAGGGUGAGAUGAUGGACUACAGACGGAUGCUGAUGGAGGAUUUCUCUCUGAGUCCGGAGAUCGUGCUGCACUGUCGCAGCGAGAUCGAGGGUCACUGCUCCGGUCUGCACCGCAAAGGACGAACGCUGCACUGCCUGAUGAGGGUCGGCCGAGGAGACAUGGGAGCCAUCGACCCCAACUGUCAGCGGGCGCUCCAGACUCUGAUCCAGGAAGCCGACCCCGGAGCCGACUACCGCAUCGACCGAGCGCUCAAUGAGGCCUGCGAGUCCGUCAUCCAGACCGCCUGCAAACACAUCCGCAAUGGAGACCCCAUGAUUCUGUCCUGUCUGAUGGAGCAUCUGUACACUGAGAAGAUGGUGGAGGACUGUGAACACAGACUGCUGGAGCUGCAGUACUUCAUUGCCAGAGACUGGAAGUUGGAUCCCAUCCUGUAUAAGAAAUGUCAGGGCGACGCCGCUCGGCUCUGCCACACUCACGGCUGGAACGAGACCAGCGAAAUGAUGCCACCCGGUGCCAUUUUCUCCUGCCUGUACCGCCACGCCUACCGCUCCGUGGAGCAGGGACGAAGGCUCCCCAGUGGGGCGCCUGAAGCAGAAAACCCCAGUUUGACUCUCUCCAGGGACUGUAAGGUGGAGGUGCAGAGGAUUCUCCACCAGAGGGCGCUGGAUGUAAAGCUGGACCCGGAGCUCCAGAGACGAUGUAUGACCGACCUGGGGAAGUGGUGCAGCGAGAAGACGGAGGCUGGGCAGGAGCUGGAGUGUCUGCAGGAUCACCUGGAGGAUCUGGUGUCUGACUGCAGAGAGGUGGUGGGAAACCUGACGGAGCUGGAGUCAGAGGAUAUUCAGAUCGAGGCGCUGCUGAUGAGAGCCUGUGAACCCGUCAUCCAGACCCACUGCCAUGAGGUGGCUGAUAAUCAGAUCGACACCGGUGACCUGAUGGACUGUUUGGUUCAGAACAAACACCAGAAGGAGAUGAAUGAGAAGUGUUCGGUGGGAGUGACACACUUCCAGCUGAUCCAGAUCAAAGAUUUCCGUUUCUCCUACAAGUUCAAGACGGCCUGCAAGGAGGACGUCCUCAAACUGUGUCCCAAUAUCAAGAAGAAGGUGGAUGUCGUGAUCUGUCUCAGCACAACGGUGAGGAACGACACCUUGCAGGACGCCAAGGAGCAGCGAGUGUCCGUCAAGUGUCGUAAACAGCUGCGGGUGGAGGAGGUGGAGAUGUCCGAGGACAUCCGCCUGGAGCCUGAGCUGUACGACUCCUGUAAGCAAGACAUCAACAGACUGUGUCAGAACGUGGCCUUCGGCAACGCACAGGUCAUCGAGUGUCUGAAGGAGAACAAGCGUCAGCUGACUCAGCGCUGCCACCAGCGGAUCUUCAAGCUGCAGGAGGUGGAGAUGGUUGAUCCCGAACUGGACUACCAGCUGAUGAGAGUCUGCAAGCACAUGAUCAGGCGGUUCUGCACAGAGUCCGAAGGAAAGAACGUUCUACAGUGUCUGAAACAGAACAAAAACAGCGAGCUGAUGGAUCCUAAAUGCAAACAGAUGAUCACCAAGAGACAGAUCACCCAGAACACAGACUACAGGCUGAACCCGGUGCUGAGGAAGGCGUGUAAAGCCGACAUCCCCAAGUUCUGUCAGCCCAUCCUGAACAAGGCGACGGCCGACAGCGAGCUGGAGGGUCAAGUCAUCUCCUGCCUCAAACUCAAAUACGCAGACCAGCGUUUGUCUCCGGACUGCGAGGAUCAAAUCCGGGUCAUCCUGCAGGAGUCGGCGCUGGACUACAGACUGGACCCUCAGCUGCAGAUCCACUGCACACAGGAGAUUUCCAGACUGUGUCCGGAGGAAGCAGCAGCUCAGGAGCAGACGGGGCAGGUGGAGGAGUGUCUGAAGGUGAACCUGCUGAAGAUCAAACAGGAAGGAUGCAAGAAGGAGGUGUUGAACAUGCUGAAGGAGAGUAAGGCGGACAUCUUUGUCGACCCCGUCCUCCACACAGCCUGCGCGCUGGACAUCAAACACCAGUGUGCAGCCAUCCCACCUGGCAAAGGCCGCCAGAUGUCGUGCCUGAUGGAGGCGCUGCAGGACAAACGUGUUCGUCUGCAGCCGGAGUGCAAGAAGAGACUUCAGGAUCGCAUCGACAUGUGGAGCUACGCUGCCAAGGUGGCUCCUGCUGAUGGUUUCUCAGACCUGGCCAUGCAGGUGAUGACAUCACCGUCCAAGAACUACAUCCUGACUGUGAUUGGUGCAGGUGUGGCGCUGCUCUUCCUGAUGGGCCUGCUCUGUGGAAGGUUCACCAAACGCGUCACUCAGGAGCUGAAGGACAGGUAGACCCCGCCCACUCUGGGGUCAGGACACACCCACAGGAGAAAACGACCACGACUGAAUAGAACCUCCACCUUCAUUUACUCCCUCUCUUUACGGCCCUGAGAACUCCACCCGCCUCCUCCGAUUCGCCACUUCAGUUCUCCUCACCAUUCUCCCAUCGCUGGAAUGACAUUACCCACAAUCCCACUGCCGAAAGUGGGCUUGAUCGGUGACUCACCUGCUCUACUUCUACAUGAGGCCACGCCCACUGUCGCCUCCUCUUCUUCAUCUUCUUCUUCUCUUCCUGAGCUUCAUUGCAGAGCACCGGGUCCUCCUGCAGUUUUACCCCGCUCUCACCUGAUGUAGAUGCAGUAUUACACCACUUUUUUCCCUCCCCUUGUUGUGGUAGGGUGAGGAGGGGGAGGGGGGUUGUUAGGAUAUGGGGUCAGAGGUCACGAUGUUGGGACGAGGGAGGCGAAUGAAAUCAUGUCAAGUGUAAAUGUGUAGAAAGUGGGACGGGAAAUGCUCACGUAUAGAGCGGUUUAAUGACUCCAGUAUUUUAAUGACUACAGCUCGUGUGUGUGUGAGAGGGUGUGCGUGUGUGUGUGUGCGUGUGUGUGUGGGUGCGUGUGUGUCUUUCUACCACCAUAUUGUUCUACUUUGUCCGCCUGCUAAGGGUCUUUGGGGUUGUUUGGCGCUGUUUUUUUUUUUCUUUUCUUUCGUGUGUGUUAGUUAGAUUUUAUUGCCAUGGGACUGCCAGGCGGGCGGUGCCAACCAGCCAGCCCUCGACCGAGACACAGAUGAGAUAAAGGGGGAGGGGCUAACGCAUCAAACACUCCCAGCCGUCUCGCUAAAAUCUCCUCUCCUACGACAGGAUUUAUUUGUGGUUAUUUUAUCUUUUUAUUUAAAAAAAGAAAAAAAAAAGCAGACCUGGCAACCUCAGCUGUCUCCUAAUGCAGUCCGAUUCUUUUUCUUUCUUUCUUUCUUUUUUCCCAGCCCAACCUGUGCCAUAAACGCACCACGUCCCCCUGCUGCUCCCAGCCACCAGCAGCAGCAGGUUGGGAUGCGUGUUUGGCGUCUCGCCUGGCGACGCUGUGACGCAGCGAUCCCAGUGAUAUCAGUCUGAAGCAGGACUGGGUGUGGAGCAGACGGACUGGAUGAACUGGCUCUUUUUAUUUUGUUCCCAGUCAUGAACUGGCAGAGCGGCUGCUGCUGUCGCACUGGUUGGUAUGGAGAAGCUGAGAGCAAUGCAGGAAAAAAAAAAAAAAAAGGAGAUGAAAAGAUUCUAGAUUAUUAUAGAGAUGUGAACAUUUUGUGUAAAGAUGAUACUGGAAUCAUUGCACAUUUUUCUUUCUUUUUAUAUCUAUAAAUAUAUAUAUAUUGUUUUGUCAUAGCCUUAUUUAUUUGUUUACUAAUGGUCAAAGUUUUUGUUUCUUUUUUUUUUUCUAUGAUUUGAAUGUUCUCCUGUUGCCUUUUCUUGCGAGCGUCCCUCCUUCCUGCAGGGGGGAGGAGGGAGGGAGGGGGGGGAGGAUGCAGGUGGUGAAGGUUUGGCCUCUUCUGGGCAUCAACCUACUGCAGCAGCUGGCUGAUUUUUAGCGUACGGCAGUGAACGCCUCUCUGAGGCUCAUGAUAAAUCUGAUCUGAUGAGCAGCUGUUAAACUCCGAAUGUUCAGCAGAGGCGACCUGGGCGAUGAGGAGUCGGAACAUCCUUGUCGUUAAAGUGAUGAUACUCUGGGACGACCGCUGGUGCUUUCAGACCCGACCAGUGACGCGGAUGUGAAGUUCAAACUGUUGCAGUGUGUCGCAGCCUAUGAAGACUUUACUUUUAUCAUGAUUUUAAGUGUAGUCAACUUGGCUUUAAAGCUGUCAGUUGAACUCCUGUUGAUUAAUCUUCCAAUUAUUUUGUUAAUUGAUCGCUCUGAACGUAAAAAACAAACGUUUCUAGAGGGCGAAGUGACGUCUUCACAUGAGUCGUCUGACCAACACUCAACUUUCAUGACAGACAAAAAGUAGUAAAUGUGUUUUUUAAAUCACAAUAAUGUUUAUUUGAAAGAUUUAUCGGUCGUCAACCCACCAGACUGAAAUGUGACAGUCAUGGACGAUGCACAUCUUAUUCAUGUCGGAUCAUCUGGUUACCGUGGUGAUGUGUAUUCACGUCAUCAUGAGUUCAGGGAAGAGAAAGAAUCUCAAACAGGUGUGUUGUGAUUUUUAGCAGUCGAAACAGAUGAGACGUAGCGACUGAAGUGUCCCCCCGUAACGUUACUGAAUGUCCUCAAUCAUUUCCUUAUUAUUCUAACUGAAUCGGCAGAUCAGGUUCAGUGAAGUCCUGCAUUGGUUAAUAAUCAGGUGUGGACAUGAGUUAUGAGAAGUUAAAGGCAGCGAUCGAUCGUUCACGUUGUCUCAUCACUGCAUGACGUCCCUGUUCAGAUUAAUGUGACCCAAACUGGUCAGUAAACAAAAGUUAAAAAAUAAGAUUAAACAAAAUCAUUACGGCUCAAAGAUCCACUUCCUGUCUGCUGCAGCUGACGGCCUUCUUCAUGAACGGUUCUGUCGAGGUUUCGGUGUAAUCGAACGUCAGAGUCGCGGUGUCGUCGAGCUUUUUGGUCUCGGUGUGACAACAGAUGAAAGUGUUGUUCGAAACGGUCUUGAUGUAAAAACACUGAGGCUGUCUCUCUCCCAGCUCGAGUCGAUCAUGUGUACAUGUGUACUAUACUGAGUGAUGACAUACUGUAAACUACGUACCGUGCAGUUAUCCUGUACUCUGGAUUUCUUUUCUAACUGUUGAAGCUUGCUGUGGUGAGCGCUGCCCUCCUGCUUGUAAAUGAGACGUCCUGAUUUGUUGAACUGCCUUCACUUUUUUCUCCAUCUGACGUCGGUUUUAUCGAAGCGUGCCUACUCACCGUCCCGCCGAGGGAUCCCGCUGUACAGAACAUCCCAGAAGCCCCUGCAGCACCCAGCAGAGGAGCAUGUGGGCGUGUGUGUGUGUGUGUGUGAGAUGGAUGAUGUGUGUGUGUGUGUGUGUGUGUGUGAGUGUGUGUUGCCCACAGACUUUGUGUCGCAGGAUGCUGUGUGAUCUCCGGUCGGCUCCUCGCUGUUCUCGUUGUCCUGAGCGCUGAUGACCAGAACAUUUUGUUUUUAAGUUUGUGAUGAUGAAGAUCUUUUUGUAAACGAUGUUUUGUGUCUGAAUCCAUGGAGCUUCUGAUCAUCUGAUUGAUUUGAUCCCUGUCCACUUUUCUGUUCUCUUUCGGUUUCUUUUUUUUUCUGUACAGAUGAAAAUUGGACAGUUUGUUAAUAAUAAUAAAGUCUGCAAGGUUUCUA